AUGGCCUGCCAGCUCCCUCUUCCCAGUAUGUCCAGCUGUGGCAAACCUCCCCCACUCUCCGGAGAAGGGGCAGGCUCUAACUCUCUGGCAUGGGUCAAACUCUUCAAAAAGCCUGGAGGUGUUGGUGGUGGUGGGGGUCUGGGGAAGUCCUAUCAGCCUGGGAGCAUGUUGUCUCUGGCUCUCACCAAAGGCCUGCUGAACGAACCAGGCCAGAAUAGCUGCUUCCUCAACAGUGCCGUACAGGUGCUAUGGCAGUUGGACAUUUUCAGGAGGAGUUUGAGACAGCUUCCUGGUCAUUUUUGUCUAGGGGAUGCCUGCAUUUUCUGCGCUUUAAAGAGUAUUUUCAGCCAGUUCCAGGAGAGCCGAGAGCGAGCGUUGCCUUCAGAUAGCCUGCGCCACGCCCUUGCUGAAACCUUUAAGGACGAGCAACGCUUCCAACUAGGCCACAUGGACGACGCUGCAGAGUGCUUUGAGAACAUUCUGGAGAGAAUUCACCUGCACAUAGUUUCUGACACAGCGACUGAGGCCUGCACAUCCAAGUCCUGCAUUACCCACCAGAAGUUUGCCAUGACACUUUAUGAACAGUUUGUAUGUCGUAGUUGUGGCGCCUCCUCGGACCCCCUUCCUUUCACAGAGCUAGUGCAUUAUGUCUCCACCACAGCCCUAUGCCAACAGGUGGGCCACGUCCUGGGGAAGAACGACAGGCUUCGGUCGGACAUGUUCGGGGAAUUGCUGCAGGCGGCAAACACCAUCGGUGACCUACGGAACUGUCCGAGCAACUGUGGCCAGAGCAUCAAGAUCCGUCGGGUUCUCCUGAACUGCCCAGAGAUCGUCACCAUUGGCUUUGUGUGGGACGCAGAGCAGUCUGACCUUACAGAGGAUGUGGUUAGGUCACUGGGUCCACAUCUCAACCUCUCGGGGCUGUUCAACCGGGUCACUGAUGAGAACGCCAAAAGGAGUGAGUUACGUCUCGUGGGAAUGAUUUGUUUCUCCAGCAAACAUUACUCUGCGUUCGCUUAUCACACCAAGUCCUCAAAAUGGGUCUUCUUUGAUGACGCCACCGUGAAAGAGAUCGGAUCCAAGUGGAAAGACGUGGCCUCUAAAUGCAUCCGGGGACAUUUCCAGCCACUGCUCCUGUUCUACACUAACCUGGAGGGGACCCCAGUUUCCAGCGAGGACGCGCCCAGACAAACAACCAUGUGUCCCCGCUUUAAAUCCAACGUCAACGGGGAAGUGCCAGCAGGGAUGAAGAAGCUGGAUGCCGUCCGGGAGAAAGCAGGCCCACUCCGCUCCAAACAGGGGCCCUAUAAGCAGAUGCUACCUCCACCCUCCACCUCAGGCUACAAAAGAGUGAAAGGCCCACCUGCUAGUCCCAACACAUUCCGGGAUCCUUCCAAGGAGACUUCCCAGAGGGUUGUAGAAGGGAUAAAGAAAGAGGCCGAAAGAGGGCAUCGAAAACUAGACCCACACAAAGAUAUGGCCUAUGCCAGAUCCCCUUCUGAGGGCGGGCUGAGGCAGCACGCCGACCAGAGGUUGCGAGGCGGGAGUGGCGCCCGGGCUGACAAGUUGUCAUCCUCCCACCAGAACAGAGCUUCCCAGGACCCACGCUCUCAAUCCGGUGCCCCUGGCGGACACAGUUGGAGACAGGAAACCUCCCCUGGUCGCCAAGAACAGGACUGCAGCCAGGAUGCGUGGGAGAAGGGUGGCGGGUCGGGAGCGGGCCGCAACAAAGCCAAGCCCUCCUGGAGGCCCAUCCGGGAAGUUCUGAACGUGGACAGCGUCUUGAAUGACCUUGAACGACGGCAACAACAGCAGCAGCACGGCGGCAGUGGUAGCCCCCGGCUCUCUAAACCCUCCUGUCAGGAGAGGCCUCACGAGCGCAAGCAGCAAAAGUGCUUGAUGACGAUUUACGAGGACGAGCAGCGGCAGGAGACAGAGAGCCACAGCUCCCUCGAAUCGGAGGGCAGCGGCGGGGGGAGGGCCAAGGGUGGGCCCAAAGCCCUGUUGCGCAGCGACACCUGGACCAUCCAGAGGACUGAGUCUGGAUACGAGAGCAGCGACCGGCUGAGCAGCGGCUCCACCAACCCUGACUCGCCCGGGGUAGACAGCUUUGUCGGGAAGGAGCAGCGGUUGACACCAGAGGUGCAGUCUCAGAGACGAAAAUGUAGAUACAGCUCCGGCAGUUCUAAGAAAGGAGCUGGUCCAGAGAGGGACGCUAGCUCCUCAGACAACAGGAGCAGUCACAUGAUGGGAUCGCCAGAGAUGAGUAACAACAACAGAGGUGGUCACCAUGGCGACAGCCCCGCCGUGCGGCGCUUGGGUAAAACCAGCAGCUCGGAGUGGAACAGCUCUGACGACCUAGCUGGAAAUCUCUCGGAACCAGAGGACAGUGCCUACCGCUCCAGCAACAUCAAGCCCCUUCUGUCCGAGUCUCCCUGCCCCUGUCCCCCCCACCACCUGGCCUUCCACCAACCCCCCCAUAUCGAACUAGAAGAGCCCUCAUCUCAACAUCAGCCCUCCAUGCCGCCACUGCCUCACCCUAAAGCCGCCCAGCGAGCCUCCCCUCACCAGGGGGAUGUUGGCCGCCAUUGCUUCCGUCCCAGGCUACUCCAAGAGCCCUCCCAGACCAGCCCCCGGCCCAGCGUCCGGCCCACCCCGGCCUCACAUACCCCCAGCCCCAACCAGAGGUCGGAAUUCAAUGGCCCUCUGCAGAGGCCCUCGUCGGGUGCCAGCUCCAAGUCGGGCUCGGACCCAGAAAGGAGCAACCCGUCGUCGGGCGAAAGCGAGGAGAGGCUCCCCAUCUGCAGGCCACCUGGACCCGAGUCAGCGGUAGCCCAAGGGGUUUCCCUCACCACGUACUUCAGCGUGGACAAUUGCAUGACAGACACGUACAGACUUAAGUACCAUCACCAGCGACCCCUCCUACUCUCAGCUAUCGUGCCCAAAGCACCAACGGAGCCCCGAGAACACCCCAGCCACCACCUGCACCCCGCAAACACACACUCCAUGCUAGACCCACCCAAAACCCGGCCUGAUGCAGUUUUCCCCUCCCUGCUCAAAUCACUCCCAGACAGUCCUAGCAAGAUCCUUGCUUGA
Molecule: messenger RNA, 3096 nt
Organism: Salvelinus namaycush (lake trout)
Lineage: Eukaryota; Metazoa; Chordata; Actinopteri; Salmoniformes; Salmonidae
Gene: usp53b
Product: ubiquitin specific peptidase 53b
Exons: 17
Coding region: 1-3096 (1031 amino acids)
Biological process (GO): response to auditory stimulus; protein deubiquitination; sensory perception of sound
Cellular component (GO): cell-cell junction
Molecular function (GO): cysteine-type deubiquitinase activity
Source: RefSeq, a predicted model, not a curated record